Molecule: messenger RNA, 1944 nt
Organism: Tilletiopsis washingtonensis
Lineage: Eukaryota; Fungi; Basidiomycota; Exobasidiomycetes; Entylomatales
Exons: 1
Coding region: 1-1944 (647 amino acids)
Source: RefSeq, a predicted model, not a curated record
AUGCAGGCCUCCGGCUCCUUCUCCAGCACCCGUUCGGGCAAGCCGCGCCCGGCGGACAUCAUCUCGUCUCGCGUCUCUGCGAGCGAGGCCCGGCCGUGGCCUUCGCCCUCCUUCAACUCGUCGCUCUCGCUCGACAGCGCCAUGGCCAGCGCCGAUGGAUCCAGCACCUCUGCCGACCCGCUGCGUCCUUCCAGCAAGGCGUUCGCGCUGCGAAGCCCCAUCUCCAUCGAUGGUCUGCCGCCCACGCCCGUCACCGCCGGUCUGAAGCUCUCGCCCAUCGACGGCAGCAAGCCGGACAGCCAGUCCAGCUCGUCCCACGGUGGCGUGCAGCAGCGCAUGCGCCUGCCAGGCCUCAGCGUGAUGCUCAACGUCGACUCGCCGCCGCCGUCUGCGCAGCCCGAGCUCUACUCUUCCGAGCAGGAGGUGCUCGCUGAUGGCGAGAUGCAGGCACCGCCAGCGCUCCGCCCCUCGGCGACCGGCGUCUUCUCAGGCCAGCCGGCUGAGUGGACCACGGGCAGUGGCUCCAUGGCGCCGCCCGCCGCUCCUCGUCUGCGCACCGGUGCCCUGCCCAUGAUCCGUCGCGGUACGUGGCACCCGUCGUCGUCGUCCGGCAGCAACAGCUGGCGCUCGAUGCCCUCCGACGAGAAGGUCGAGGGUCUCGGCCUGCAGCUGCACGGCGGCGACUCGCCCAUGGCCGCCGAGAUGAGCGGUCUGGCGCUCGUUGGCGGCGACAUGACUCCGCGUCUUCCCUCGCUCUCUUCGCCGUUGGCCACGCCGACGCUGCACAGCUGGGGUGCUCCCGUCAUGCCCGGAGCACCGCGCCUCAGCUCGGGCCGCUUCGAGAGCACGGUGCCCUCAAGCCCGAUCUCGCCCGCCCUUGACGCUCGCUGGCAGGCGCCGCUGCGCUUCGACUCGACGCCCUUUGCCGCCGAGUCGGCCGCUCCCAUGAGCAGCUGGACGCCGCGUGCCGUCCGCGCUGCCGAGAUGGAGCGUGAGCGCACCGUCUGCAUCGAGGGUGGCAUGCCUCGCAUGGAGGGUGUGCGCGGCCUUGGCAUCGACUUCGAGUAUGCGCCGUCCAACGCCGCCGCCGGCCCCUCGCGCCUUGGUCGUGGCGUCGUUGCUCAGCCGCCGCUGCGCGACGUCAUGCAGGAGGACGCACCCGCUGCCAUUCGCCGCACGCCGGCCCUCGUGCGCACGCUCAGCUCCAGCUCGCCGGGCGUCGGUCCUACGCGCUCCUCCGGCCUCACGCCACACGUCGAGAAGACGCGUCUGACGCCGUACAGCUCGGCGUCGCGCUCCAAGAACAACGCCUCGCCGCCGAGUGCUGCCACCGCCGCUGGCGCUACUGCCGGUGCAGAGAGUCCGAGCCUGCGUACACAGAGCAAAGCUCGCUCCGACCUGCUGCGCGAGCGCGCCAUGGCCGCCGCGGCCUCGCUGCCCGCCGACGGCUCGGCAGCCCACGUCUCCAGCCCGACGGCGUCGAAGAACAAGGGCGCCUCUUCUGGCCGUCCUGGUUCGGCGCCGACGAGUGCGUCGGCUGCCACGGCCUCGCCACCCAAGCGUCGCGGCCUCUCGGAACGCAAGGCCACCUCCAACCGCGACGGCGACAUGUCUCCGUGGGGCGUGUUCGACCUUGGAAGCACCGACGACGGCGCCUGGACGCCGCUCGGCCCACCUACCGCCUGCGGCGGUGCAGUCAAGGGCGAGGUCUCUAGCGCCAAGGCGCCUGCUGCCCGUGCUUCGCACGAGCCCAGGGGCAAGGAGAACGUCGGCCCCUCGGGCAAGCAGCGCCGCGCCGCUGGCUCUUCGGAGCCGGGCAGCAAGGCUCAGGGCAACACAGCCAAGCAAGGCUCGGCUCGCAGCGCUCGCAAGGACGUCUUUGGCUCGACGAGCCCCACCGAGACGACGGCGGCGGCGGCUCGGCGCUUCGUCAGCAUGCGCUGA